Pistacia vera is the source of this 1304-nucleotide messenger RNA. RefSeq lists its product as uncharacterized. Lineage: Eukaryota; Viridiplantae; Streptophyta; Magnoliopsida; Sapindales; Anacardiaceae. The transcript has a single exon. Bases 403 to 1155 code for a protein of 250 amino acids. The record is from RefSeq and is a predicted model, not a curated record.
UUGAGAUUCAAAAACUGAAACACCCUCCAGAAGAAGCAGCAUCCAAGCUUCUACCUCUCUCUGAAAAAAUCGUCUUCUCUCUUCAGUUUUAACCACCUUGAGAUCUUCACCUUAAUUUGAACCUAACUCUCACUUUCUUCACUCACCUCCUUCCUUCUCCUAUAUAAAACCCUUCUCUCUCCACUUAUUUCCUUGUUUUGCAGUGAUAAGCUGCUACCUUUCUGUACAUGUAAAUUCAUUUUCGCAUUAGAUGCUCUUCCCGUCUCUCUGUCUUUUCAUUUUCAUGAUACACAAUUUCAAACAGAUACGCAAAAUCUCUGUCUCUGACCUUUUUCUUUAUAGCUUCAAAUCCGUUAACUUCAUUCGAAUUUUCUCUUUCUCUUUCUCUAACCUCUCAAAAUAAUGGCUUUGGUUUCCGAUCAUCAGCUGGGAAAGAGUUUUUCCACAGAAAGAAGGCCCUUGAUGCUUAAAGAUUAUCUUAGAGACGAUCUAAGUUCUUGUUCAUCCAACGGCUUCAAAUCAUUUCCACGUCGACAAUGCUGCACAACCGUCAGAUUUCUCCUCGAGGUCGAUCUCAAAACCAAACACUCUCACUCAAACAAAGACAACACUAAGCCGUCGCUUCUUCAAAGAAGUCGUUCAAAGGCCACUUCCACAACCCUCUCUGCUCUUCACAGAGCUUCGGAGGUUCUGCGUAACGCUGUCAAGCAACUUCCGUUUCCUUCCGUUAAGUCUCCUUCACCGUCCGCACAACACAGGCCCAGAAAAGGAUUUCUCCCUAGAAGCUUUUCACGUAAGCUGUUGAAAAGAAGCUUUUGGAGAAAAGCGGCUGAUAAAGAAGAACAUAUAAUCAAACGGUGGAAACUGCUCCGAGAGUUUCUUGAAGAAAAACAUCAACCGUCCGAUCAAAACUCACACCAAUUCUCCUCCAGUACGAGCAGUAAGAGUAAUGGUAACAGCUGGGCGGAGAGUGAUUUCGCAGCGGAUAUUUUACGGUCAUCAAGCGGUAAUUCUGAGAUAUCAAGGGUAAACGACGUCAUAGAGAGUAAAAAAGAUGUACCAUCGGCCGAGAAGAAAGUGGUCAACAACAAAGUAGGCGUAUCGGUCGGUGGGGACUCCACCUACUGUGAUGAAGAUAACACAAAGGUGAGUUAAAAGCUUUUAUUCAAUGCGUCGCGUGUGUAGUUUAACGUCAUCUCUGUCUGUUUGUGCCUAUCUAUGAUUAGUUGUUAACUUCCACCAGUUCCACCAAUAAUUCUUAUGUAAUUUAGCUAUGGCAGUAAUUUGAAAAUGUGUAGGGGCAG